CAUUGGCUCACGGUGGAAACGUGUUUCUGAAAAUCAUGGAUUUGUUUUCCUCCACAGUUGGACUGUUGCUUGAGUGGGAUUUGAAAAGUUUGCUGCUUUUCAUCUCAGUUUUCAUCAUCACUGCGGAUUACAUUAAAAACCGUCGACCUGUCGGCUUCCCUCCAGGACCUGCAGCUCUUCCCAUUGUAGGAAACAUAUUCACCGUGGACCUGAACCGGCCCCACGAGAGCUUUAUAAAGUUGGCAGCAGAAUACGGAGAUCUGUACAGCCUGCGGUUCGGCCAGCAGUGGAUCGUGGUGUUAAAUGGAUACAAAGCUUUGAAAGAAGCUCUGGUAACAAAGGGGGACAGCGUGAUAGACCGCCCACACCUCCCUCUGCAGGACGAGAUCGCUAAAGGGCUCGGUGAGCUGCAGAACAUCACCUGUUCCUGCAGAUUAGGUCAAACAUACAUGUUAGGAUUUACACGUUAAAAACAUGAAAGCAUAAAAAUAACAGACAUAACAGACCAUUUUCUACAAGUGGGUGUGUGCCACAUCUGAUUUAGAUUUUUGGGACAAACUAAUUCAUAAACAUAAUGUAAAAAUAAAAUAGAAUUUUUUAGUAUAUCAGGACUUUUCUAAAGGCUUUGAA
Molecule: messenger RNA, 630 nt
Organism: Oryzias melastigma (Indian medaka)
Lineage: Eukaryota; Metazoa; Chordata; Actinopteri; Beloniformes; Adrianichthyidae
Product: cytochrome P450 2J6-like
Exons: 2
Coding region: 36-470 (144 amino acids)
Cellular component (GO): intracellular membrane-bounded organelle
Molecular function (GO): iron ion binding; oxidoreductase activity, acting on paired donors, with incorporation or reduction of molecular oxygen; heme binding
Source: RefSeq, a predicted model, not a curated record